AUGAUCGACUUUAGGGCGCCUGGCUUCCUUUUGGGGCUGGUGCUCCUUGUUUGCUUGGUCCAGCCGGCCGCUGCUUUUGGAGCUGGCAACAUUGCCUCUGUCUCCAAGGUUGAGGGCCAAAACUGGCGACACGGCGACAUCGAAGAUGCGUUAUUAACCCUGGCCAUGGCCCAUGCUAUCAAGGGUGGCAAGAAAUUCAACAAGCGGACUGUCUCUCGAGUUUACUUUGGCAACUGGCUGCGCGACUACUCCCAGGCCAUCGAUGUGGCUACCGUCAAGAUGGUCUCUGCCGAGGCCAUCCGACUUCUGCUCUGCGUUCUUGGCUUUAUGUCCUUUGGCUACGGCUCUGGCGAGUUUGAGGUUACGGCCGAGCGUCUUGGAUGCUAUCGCCCAGAAGAUCACAUUGACAAUCCCAAGGGCUAUGGAGAAGGCGUCGACCCCCGAGACUUUGAUCCCCGCCUGAGAGGCCCCAUCGACGAGGAGACCGAGCUGGCUAUCGAUCCGGAAACCGGAAUGAAAAACUACAUUGCCAACGAGCAAGCUGGUAUCAUGACAUCCGCUAAACACGUCCGGAAUCUGUUUGGUCGAUGCAUCGAGCUAGGUCGUGAGUACAAGCGCUCCGGAAACAAGCCGGAGCUGUACGAAGCCCUCCGGUUGAUGGGAACUGGUCUGCACUGUUUGGAAGAUUUCUUCGCCCACAGCAACUAUACUGAGCUUGCACUCAUUGAGAUGGGAGAACGUGGAGUCUUCCCGCACGUUGGCCGCAACACUCAGAUUGAACUGCAAGGUGCUCGUGGUCCCGUCUAUCCUAUCGUAACGGGCACAUUCGGAGGCGUCGACUUCCUCCACUCCGUCACCGGAGAGGUGUCGGAUAAGUUGACUCAAAAUGAAAUUGACGAACUCGAGGGAGCACUCAACGAAGGCAAGACCGGUGACACAAGCUUGCUCCAAUCGCUCCUCAGCAAGCUCCCUCCUGGAAUCAUCGGAGGCAACCAAGGAGAGAAGCUUGACGAGCUCCAGUCCAAUGCGUCUGCCGCUCAGCAGGAAACUGUUCCAGUCUCUCCCAAGGAUCCCGAAGAAUUCACCGUCUAUGUCAAGAACAUCUAUCGACAGAUUAUGCCCGUCAUUGAAUUCCACGAUAGCAUUAUGAAGAGCAUUAGCGGCGCUAUUGAGAACAUCCCUAUUCUUCCCAAGAUUAUUGAGCAACUAGAGGAGCAGCUUUCCAUUUUCGUCUUUUCCAUCAUCGCACCAUUCAUCGUUCCAUUGAUCCACCAGAUCAAGAGUGAACUUCAAACCGGAUCCUCAGAAAUCAUCGAGAGCAGCAAGCAGGAACAGCAUGUCGUUUUUGACGACGACUACUCUUCCAAUCCUACCCAUUCAAUGCUGUCCAAGGAUCAUUUCUCCAACAUUCUCAAUGAGAUUGCCGGCCGAACUGCCGCCAGGAUGCUCCACUGGGUGGUACCACAGCUCAUGGAAGCCAUUGACGAUGAUUCAGUUGAUGUUGAUCGCUUGUUGAAUCGCAUUGUCAACGGUGUCAUGCACCACCCAGCCCAGCGUGACAUGGGCUAUGAUGGUGUAGCCGAGGCGCGACAGCUCAUCUUUAACUCUGUCCAAGAAUGGUGGGGUGAAAUGGGUGAGGACCAGCGCGAGGACUACCGCCGCAAGCUCUCUCCUCGGGGCGUCUUGAAUGGCGAAAACCACAAGGAGGGCGUCCACGACACUGGCCACGGCUGCUCGGGUAAGCUGAAGAUGCGCAAGGAGUUUGGCGAGCCUCAAGGUAUUGAGGAUCAGAUUGCAGGCGCAGCCGCAACCGCCAUCUUCUCGGGCGCCACUGGUGCCCUGUCCGGCUUUGUUUCCCAGAAUACCGGUGUCGAGAUUCCUUUUACUCAGCCACAGCAGUCUAGCGAAGACGGUGGCAUCGGCGGCCUCAUCAGUGGAAUGGCUGGAAGCCUCCUGGGAGGAGCCUUUGAGCAAGGCUCGACCAAGAGAGAAACGAGUUAUGAGACUGGAGAUGACGGCUCCUAUACACAACGCCAGCGGGAGUAUGGCCAACAGGGAGAUCGAUACGGCCAAGCCGAAUAUAGUCAAACUUAUCACCCCGACGGUGGACGUGAAUCCUCAUAUCAACGCUCCGAGCAGCAAGACUCGUACGGCAGCGGAGGAUAUGGGGGCUCCAGCUACGAGGAGAGGCGGGAGACUCAUCAGAGCUCCUAUGAAUCGUAUGAACAGCGCACCGAACGACACGAAUACCGCUCCACGGAGGAAAGCUACGGAGGUGGCUAUGAGCAGCGAAGGAGCGACAGCAGGGGGUCGAAUGACAGCCGUAAGAAGCACAGCCACGGGCACCAUCACCACCACCAUCAUCAUAGUCAUGAUUCUGACGAUCAAUCAGGGAGACGACACCAUCGCCGGGACGAUGACGACGACAACAGUUAUGAGCGCCGCGACACAAGCAACUACGAAUCCAGCUAUGAACGCCGCGAAGAAGAUAGCUACGGCGGCAACAGCGGCUACGGACGUCGUGAAGAGGACAGUUAUGGCAGCAACUAUGGCCGGCAAGACGACAGCUACGGCGGCGAAUAUGGGUCUCGUGAGGAAAGUGGCCAUGGCAGACGACACCGCCACCAUGACGAUGACGAGGCCGACGAUGAUGAGUACAGCUCCCGCGACCACGGUGGCAACAGCGGCGGCUACAGGUUCUAG
Molecule: messenger RNA, 2703 nt
Organism: Trichoderma virens Gv29-8
Lineage: Eukaryota; Fungi; Ascomycota; Sordariomycetes; Hypocreales; Hypocreaceae
Exons: 5
Coding region: 1-2703 (900 amino acids)
Source: RefSeq, a predicted model, not a curated record